AUGACUGACUUGGACGGAGCUAGCCCAAAGCCUUUCCCCUCCCUCGGAGCCCCUGAUGCGGAGGGGAGGCUUGUGGACACCGGUAACUUGCUUGAAUCCACAGACGGCGUGGCUGGUUUUCUCCCGUUUAGACGAUGGGUGAAAAGUUUUCGAGAGAAACGAUACUAUCCCCGCCAGAAUGGUCAGAGAUACGUUGAAGGCUGGUCUGAUGCUUCAUCAAACCGCGGUGAAAAUGCCUUGAAUCUUGCGACACAGGAGCUGCAAUGGGAGGCAGUAUCAAGACAUUCUUCUCAUCUGGGCACAGUUAAAACGAACACAAUGAGUAUCGCAAGCCAGAGUGUCAUGAGAUCAAGAGGUGCCACCCAAAGUACGACAAAUUAUAGUAGCGCCAAAUCGGAGGUGCGACAGUCCACGGAGAGUGCAAGGCCUGUGAGCUGGGUUAUGGAUGAAGAAGCACACAACCGAGCUCUCAAACGACGCAGAGCUCUGCAAGAGAUAAUAGUCACCGAGUCAGACUAUAUCCUUCUCCUUUUUUCAACAAGACUGGAGAUUUAUCACAACCUUCAACUGAUACGCGGGAUACACGAUGCCUUCUUGAAUCGAAUACGGACCUUGACGCCUAUGUCUUGCCUUCCUGGGAUGGAGCUUGACCAAGCAAUAUCCAACAAAGUACCGAAACACCCCAAUGCAGUCGAUCUUAGUUUCAAGGCUUUUCAGAACAGAUCGUCGAGGACACGCAAUCCUAACACAAGGCUAAACCUCCGCAUCAAAGCAGUCACUGCAGAAACCAGCGAGGUGCUAGAGGUCGCCCGUGAGAUUGACAAGUUGUCGACGUCAUUCGUAGUAUAUCGAGAUUUCUGCAGCCACUACGAGCAGCUUACGCAAGAUAUGGAUCUCUUACGUCGCUCAGCACCCAAUUGGCCCAUCCUCGACCAGGGCAUCGAAGCUCUAUCAAAGUCAGUGGCAUCUAUGGAAAGCCGGACCCUCGAGCCAAACAAAUCCAUGUCUUUGAACGAUCUUCUUAUAAAGCCUAUCCAACGGCUUUGCAAAUACCCACUGCUGCUUCAAGAGCUGCUCAAAUGGACCCAUAUCCAGGAUGAUCCAUCUGCUCAUGAUGGCAUACGAGAAAUUUUGGAGGGUGUACGUGCCACGGUUGCUCAGAUCAACGAAGCCCCUAGCAACCCGAUUAAUAAGAGGCUCACCCAUCAAACUCUUUUGCUGCAAGAUAUGUUAGAUCUUCCCAAACAGACGACCGUGCAUAAUGUAUAUCGUCAACUGGGGCCAAUAGGUCUUUGUGGUGUACUCCAUGUGACCUAUCAAACGUCCAAUCAUCUGACGGGUGGUUAUAUGGUCUGCGUUCUAUUCAAGAAUCAUUUCCUCCUUGCCAGAGUACACGAUGAUUUCCGAAGGCUUCAGGCAGUGAUGUGUCUGUAUACUUCUGAUGUAAAAAUUGACACACCAAGGAACGGACAAGGUUUAUCUUGCCAUAAGUGUUACUUUUCAUGGAAGCUAGUCUUCCACCACGAAGACAAAAGGUUCGAAAUUGUUUUGAGUGCCUCGAGUGCCAACGAGGAGAAGUUAUGGAAAACCGGGCUGCUUAAAUCUGUGGCAACAUCGGCUGAUGUGCAGAGACCAGUCUCUUCCGAGCAAAGUAAAUAUUGCUUCUUGUCUUUGGAUCUCCAGCCGCUGGAUAGUCCCUGCUAUCCGGAGGCUUUCAUAGUCGGCAGGUCUCCGAUUCAUCCAUUGUCAUUCCCCCGGACAGAGUCCAAUCUACAGCACGUAAUUAUCAAAAAGACUCAUUGUCCACACAAACUCGGGACAGCCGAUGUUGAGUCCGAAGGGGUAACUGAGCGGCCGAAAACGCCUUCGUUACCACCUCUGGUGCUGACGAGCAGGAGGCAGGAGCGCGUCCGGCUAGAACGGGUAAUUUCACCCAUAUACACGCGCGAUUCCUUGCCUUAUCCGGGAAUGAUACUGACGAAGGGCGAUAUUCUGUUUGGGUCUGGAUCGGUUAUGAGGCGGCUCAGCCUCCGUCCCGGGAUACACAGGCGAUCCAGCUCUGCACAUUUGCCUAGUCGCAGAAUGAACGAAGAACAUCAUGAAAAGGAGGAAACUCCAGACCACAGCCGUCGAGGUGAAAUGACGCAACGCAAGUCGGAAUACGAUCUCGAGAGAGGGCGUAUUCUACCGGGUUACAACUUCGGAACAAUUGGGCGGAGCAAGACAUUGAGGCGCAAAAGCAGCUCCAAGCAGCCCUCGAGCCCUGAUUCGCAGAUAUGCAUUAGCAAGGGGGAAGGAAGCCAUGAAAGUCUCGAAAGCCCCUCGGUGAAAUCCUCCAUCCGAACGAUAUUCAACUCGAUGUCUCUACGAAGGGCAAGGAGGAACCCCCGUAUGGGCUUGGCUGGUGGAGGGGGAUGAUGCAACCAGUAUGGGGGCAGGCUGCAGUAUUGCAUCAGGAGCAUGACAUAAGAGGCCUAGACGACGUUACUAUUUUAUUCAUCUCGAUUCGAUGGCGGCGGGGCGUGGGCUGAUGAUGUGGUGCUUGGCGAGACGUAAUGACAAUCAAUACUAGGAGAAGAUUGCAAUAGGUGAGGGAAUUCGGAUUCCCAGCCGAGCAAGCUCUCCACCGGUGUGCGACAGAGGGAAAGAAGUGGUCCAUUGAAUGGGUUGAGGGCCCCAGUUGGAUGGAUCCCUUGCAAGCUUGCAAGAGGGAGUCGUGCGCAGUAGCCGGGCAGAGCUAUGACGUCGAGGGUUGGCCGCAUCUUCCACAUCCCACCAGAAGUUCUAGCAUUUAAAGGCUGUCUCGUCGAGGUUUUACGGUAGAACAAUUUCACAGAAGCAUUAUC
Aspergillus steynii IBT 23096 is the source of this 2846-nucleotide messenger RNA. RefSeq names its product putative Rho guanyl nucleotide exchange factor. Gene Ontology annotation, biological process: regulation of GTPase activity; intracellular signal transduction. The record is from RefSeq and is a predicted model, not a curated record. The transcript has 6 exons. Gene Ontology annotation, molecular function: guanyl-nucleotide exchange factor activity. NCBI's taxonomy places the organism in Eukaryota, Fungi, Ascomycota, Eurotiomycetes, Eurotiales, Aspergillaceae. Bases 1 to 2418 code for a protein of 805 amino acids. Gene Ontology annotation, cellular component: cytoplasm.